Messenger RNA from Stereum hirsutum FP-91666 SS1, 549 nucleotides. RefSeq lists its product as uncharacterized. The record is from RefSeq and is a predicted model, not a curated record. Lineage: Eukaryota; Fungi; Basidiomycota; Agaricomycetes; Russulales; Stereaceae. The coding region runs from base 1 to 549 and encodes 182 amino acids. The transcript has 2 exons.
AUGGCCAGCGCUAUGUCUGAAUCUGAAACCAAGUCUGACAACAGCAGAUCAUCUUCUCCCGAACCUGUCUAUCAACGCGACCAAGAGGCCUUCGAAGUGUACUGCGAGGAACGCGAACCAAUGUCUCAACUCCACCCGGCCUUCGUUGUAGACCGCAAAGUAGCCACCCAUCCUCUCUGGCGUGGCCCAAUCGUCCUAUGCUUUGGUUUCGGCAUCGAUUCCGACCUUCUCGUCGAUUAUGCUCUGAAGCACGGGCUCACCACCCAAGAAAAACUGUCCGAAGGCUCCUUUCAGCGUCGAGGGCGCACGCGCGCAAGUGCCAUGUUUGACGCGCAGAAGCACCUGAAGAAAAAAAGUCGUGCUGCGCGGCUCCAUUUACGGUAUCCGGUGCAUGUGAAGCACGAUAUCGUGAUUGCGCUGUAUGAUAAUUAUUCGAAGGAGAAUGAGGAGAUGUCGGAGGAGCAUGAGCGGAUCGUACUUGAUUACUGGAGGAAUGCGUUAGAACUUCCGGAGGACGAGAUGCCGCUGUGGUAUUUUGAGCAGGAUUAG